Molecule: messenger RNA, 3751 nt
Organism: Aegilops tauschii subsp. strangulata
Lineage: Eukaryota; Viridiplantae; Streptophyta; Magnoliopsida; Poales; Poaceae
Product: isoleucine--tRNA ligase, chloroplastic/mitochondrial
Biological process (GO): isoleucyl-tRNA aminoacylation; mitochondrial translation
Cellular component (GO): mitochondrion
Molecular function (GO): aminoacyl-tRNA deacylase activity; ATP binding; tRNA binding
Source: RefSeq, a predicted model, not a curated record
CCAUACAUGCUACAUUGCUACCAAACACACCCUAAGGCGCCGAACAGGAGCUCCCGAGUCAGGCAUCGAAUUGUAUCUGAACAUUAUUCCUUAUCUUAAGCCUUCCUCCCUGCUCUUUCCCCUUCUCCAGGCUCUCUCUCUCUCUGCGAUAAUCCUCCUGGUUCGAGAUCCACAUCCCGGCGAGACGCAGGGAGGUGCCACGGGAACGUAGCAGGGCCUCUCCCCUACGGAACUAGUGCGAGCUCGGCCGCCCGCCCGCUCGCUCCUCUGGCGGCGCCAGCGUCGGAUGGACGCCGCCUCCUGCUGUCGCGUCUUCUCGACGCGCAGAGAUGCCCCUUCCCGCUGCGCAGGUUGGGGGCGGCACCGUUCUCCACCGGGCUGAGCGAGCUCUUCGACCCGUCGUCGUCGGUCUCGAAGCGCCGGUCCCGUGGCCCCGUCAUGGCCGCGAAGAAGGCCGCGGAUGGUACGAAACAAAAAGAUGGGAAAUAUAAGCACACGGUGGAUCUCCCAAAGACGACUUUUGACUUGAGAGCAAACUCUGUUAUGCGUGAGCCGGAGCUCCAGAAGUUGUGGGAGGAGAACCAGGUGCUGAAGAGGGUGUCUGAAAGGAAUACUGGGGCUACAUUUACUCUUCAUGAUGGCCCUCCUUAUGCUAAUGGUGAUCUUCAUAUGGGUCAUGCGCUGAAUAAAGUCCUCAAAGAUAUUAUAAAUCGCUACAAGCUGCUUCAGAAUCACAAGGUUUCCUUUAUUCCUGGGUGGGAUUGCCAUGGCCUUCCGAUAGAAUUAAAAGUUCUGAAGUCAAUGGACAAAGCAACAUCGGAUGCUCUAACACCUAUAAAAUUAAGGCAAAAGGCUGCAAAAUUUGCUAAAGCGACCGUUAAUGCACAAAUGAAUUCUUUCAAGCGGAUCGGGAUAUGGGCAGAUUGGGACAACCCUUACCUAACUCUGUCGCCAGAAUAUGAAGCUGCUCAGUUGGAAGUGUUUGGUCAAAUGGUUAUGAGAGGAUAUAUCUAUAGAGGACGAAAGCCUGUCCAUUGGAGUCCAUCCUCACGUACCGCUUUAGCAGAAGCUGAGUUGGAGUAUUCGGAAAAUCACGUUUCCAAAAGCAUAUAUGCUGCAUUCAAGAUUACCAGCCCGUCUAACUCUGGGUUGCUAGAUGAAUUUCUCCCUAAUGUUUGCUUAGCCAUAUGGACCACUACUCCAUGGACAAUUCCUGCUAAUGCUGUUGUUGCUGUGAACCCUGAGCUUAGUUAUGCAGUAGUGGAGCUCCAGUCUCUACUGGAAAGUGAGUCAACAUCUGGAGGAAAGCAACGAAAACUUGGGAGUAUUUUGAGCUCUGGGAAUGAGAAACCAUUUAUCAUCGUGGCUUCUGAUCUUGUCUCAGUUCUAGAGUCCAAAUGGGGUGUGAAGCUUGUAAUCCGGAAGUCAUUUCCUGGUUCAGUCUUGGAAUACUGCAGAUACCUACAUCCUGUGAAUGGCAAUGAAUGUUCUGUUGUUAUUGGAGGAGAUUACAUAACAACUGAAUCUGGAACUGGCCUUGUUCACACUGCCCCUGGCCAUGGUCAGGAAGACUACCUAACAGGUCUGAAGUAUGGUCUUCCUAUUGUUUCUCCCGUGGAUGAUGAAGGGAACUUCACUGCUGAAGCUGGACAAUUUAGUGGUUUAUCUGUCCUGGGAGCUGGUAAUGCUGCAGUUGUGAAGUAUCUGGACGAACAUGUUUCACUUAUCUUAGAAGAGCCCUACAAACACAAGUACCCCUAUGACUGGAGAUCGAAAGAACCAACCAUAUUCCGAGCAACUGAACAGUGGUUUGCCUCUGUGGAUGGUUUUCGGGAUGCUGCACUGGAUGCAAUCAAGCGAGUAACUUGGGUUCCUUCUCAGGGUGAAAACAGGAUUGUUAACAUGAUCUCUGGCCGUUCUGACUGGUGCAUUUCCCGGCAGAGAACAUGGGGAGUUCCCAUUCCUGUUUUUUAUCAUGUAGACACACAAGAACCUCUUAUAACCGAAAAAACGAUUGAACAUAUCAAGGGUAUAGUGUCAGAAAAAGGCAGUGAUGCCUGGUGGUAUAUGCCAACUGAGGAACUUCUUCCAGAGAAAUAUCGUGACAAAGCAUCUGAGUAUCGCAAGGGCACUGAUACAAUGGAUGUUUGGUUCGACUCUGGCUCCUCAUGGGCUGCUGUUUCAGCAAAACGAGAUGGCCUUAAUUUCCCUGCAGAUGUAUACCUUGAAGGUUCAGACCAACAUCGUGGAUGGUUUCAGAGUUCAUUGUUAACCAGCAUCGCUACUACAGGAAAGGCUCCAUAUUCCAGUGUUAUUACCCACGGUUUCGUAUUGGACGAAGAAGGUUUCAAAAUGAGCAAAUCUGUUGGUAAUGUGGUGGAUCCUGAGAAAGUGAUUGUUGGUGGGAAAAAUUCUAAGGAAGAGCCUCCUUAUGGAGCAGAUGUUCUCCGUCUAUGGGUUUCUAGUGUAGAUUACACUGGAGAUGUGUUGAUUGGUUCACAAAUCUUACGCCAGAUGUCUGACAUGUAUAGGAAACUACGAGGCACAAUGCGUUUUCUGUUAGCAAAUCUCCAUGAUUGGAAACCGGAGAAUUCUGUGCCCUACAGUGAUCUGCCGAAAAUUGACCAGUAUGCACUUUUCCAACUGGAAAAUGUCGUGGCGUCCAUGAAGGAUGGUUAUGAUAAUUACCAGUUCUAUAAAAUAUAUCAGACCCUUCAGAGAUUCGCCAUCGUUGGUUUGUCCAAUUUCUAUUUUGAUGUUGCAAAAGACCGACUUUAUGUUGGUGGCCGAGUUAGCUACACGAGGAAAAGCUGCCAGACAGUACUUGCUGCACAUCUACUCUACCUUGUUAGGGCCAUUGCUCCGAUUAUGCCACACUUAGCAGAGGAUAUCUGGCAGAACUUGCCCUUUCAACACACCUUGGAAGAUGGAUCUGUUGCCAAGUUUGCUUUUGAUCUAAAAUGGCCAGAUAAGAAUGAAGAAUGGCGCUCAGUUCAAAAGGAUGAUGUUGAUUUUCUGGGUGUUAUCCUGGAGUUGAGAUCAGAGGUGAACAAGAUUUUGGAGAGCGCUAGAACAGGGAAGCUGAUAGGCGCUAGUUUGGAUGCAAAGGUUUAUCUCCAUGCUGAAAAUCCUGAUACGGUAUCCAAACUGAAGGAGCUGGCUUCUGCAACCAAUGAUGCAGAUGCUCUUCAUCGCCUAUUUAUCACGUCUCAGGUGGAGAUUCUCCCAUCCCUGAGCGAAGAAACCAAAUUGGGUGUGUCCUAUGCGGGAAAGUUCAGCGACCCACGCACGGGAGAGAUCUGGAUCGGUGCGACUCGUGCGGAUGGCGUGAAAUGCGAGCGCUGCUGGGUUUACACCAAGGACGUUGGGUCGUUCCUUGACCAUCCUACGCUAUGCUCGCGGUGCCACGGCGUCAUUGAUCUGCAACCGCAAGCAUCUCCUGCCACCGCCGCCGCCGCUGUCGCUUGAAGAGCGGCGACCUGGAUCUAACCUCCACUUCAUUGUGAAGAUUGUAGGUGGAAUUCAUCGACUUUUUGUUCCACGAAGAAAGCUUUGACCGUUAUACUGAACAAAAUAGAAGAGAAGAUUUUUAGGGGCUUCUGAAACCGGUUUUGAACCCCAUUUUCUUUGUAUGUAGUACAACUACACAUAAGCUUUACCAAUUUUUAGUAAUUGGAGUUUUUGACCUUCCUGUACCCGUGUUGCAGAACUCCUCCCACUAUACAGUAGAUGAAACAAUUUUGCGCCUAAA